Messenger RNA from Stereum hirsutum FP-91666 SS1, 1012 nucleotides. RefSeq lists its product as uncharacterized. The transcript is spliced from 4 exons. Lineage: Eukaryota; Fungi; Basidiomycota; Agaricomycetes; Russulales; Stereaceae. Bases 34 to 942 code for a protein of 302 amino acids. The record is from RefSeq and is a predicted model, not a curated record.
CGCAGCUCUGUCCUUAGCAUAGAAGAUAAAAGUAUGGGUGUAACAGCACUAGCACGAUGGAUAAACGCCCCUAUGACGGGGAUCGACCUCAUUCACCAAAAUAUCCGCGCAAAUCACAACGGCGUUUGGCGUGGCACCUGGCGCCUAGAAGUGAGGUCUUACAGAUCCACAUUGACUGCACCGUCCGGCAUGCCUCCACCCUCAGAACGCACAAUGUGCGCUCUCACCAUGAACGAUAAUGUCUUUGUCCUGCUGGAUGACCCAUUCGCACCAUCGCGAGGCGAAUUUCUUAUGUCUAUUGCUCAAGAUCCUUCUCAGCCUGCUCAGCACGUUGAAGAUCCACCACACUACCGGAGCACUUUCCUUACAUUACGACCACCUGGUGCUCUCGAGCAACUCCUUGCCUUAUUGCGAGCACGGUGGAUAUCGACGCGGCAGUCUGCUCCGGGCGCGUCGCAGAACCGGAAACCACCUGGGCCACAGUUGAUCAUAGAGGGCCACAUCUUUGCGAUAGGUAACGAUUGGAUUGUACGCGCUGGUAAUGUCGUGCUCGCUGGUGGUACUAUCAAAGGCAUGAUUCUAGAGGCUGAGUACGUCCCAGUCCCUACCAUGAGCUCCCAACACCCAGAUAGCAAUACUUCCGGCGACCUCCUAUCCAAUCUCUUACUCUCAGUCCUUCCCAACGUACGAGAUGCCAAGACGGUAGCUGUGACUAUCAGCGACUCCCAGUGGGAAGAUGUACUAUGGGAUCGAGAGGCGGAAGAAAAUGCGGAACAAGAGUUGGAGAGGGAGAGAGAAAAGGAGAAGGGCCCCGAUGAUAUCUUUGUUGUGGGUGAUGAAGAUCUUCCGACGCACAGAAAGGGCGACUGGACGGGCGUCGAUAGGGAUCGACGGUCUGCCUACCUAAUCAUAGGUGCUCUGAAGUCGGAGGGUCUCGUCUGACUUUUGCGUUUACGUCGGUCCGUAUCACCCUUAUUGAGCUUGAAUUAUUGCAACACUGCUAUGCUGCCCA